GCAAAGAAAGAGGCCGGAGAGAAUCAAGAAGAGGGUGGUGGCGAGAAAUGGCGGCGAUGGUCGGAGAAGAGAGCAAGUUGGAGCUGAGCUUGGGCCUUCCGGGCGGCGGCGGCGGCGGGGGAGGAGGGGUACUGUCUGCAGCAAAGGGGAAAAGAGGGUUUGAAGAAACUCAAGAUGUGGAUUUGAAGCUGAAGCUUUCAUCUAAUAAUACUAAGGACUCCCCUAUCCAAGCUUCUGACAAGGCCAAUACCAAUAAGCCCCCAGCCAAGGCACAGGUUGUGGGUUGGCCACCAGUGCGUGCAUUCCGAAAGAAUGUCAUCGCAGCCAACAGCCAGGCCAAGGGAGGCGCCCAAGAGGGAAGCGACAAGGGAGCAGUUCUGGUCAAAGUAAGCAUGGACGGGGCACCCUACCUUCGUAAGGUAGACCUCAACCUGUACAAGAGUUAUCAGGAGCUCUCCGAUGCCUUGACCAAGAUGUUCGGCUCCUUCACUAUUGGAAACUACUGCGAAGGGGAAGGAGGGAUGAAGGAUUUCAUGAAUGAGAGCAAGUUGAUGAAUGUGCUGAGCAGUUCUGACUACGUCCCGACCUAUGAGGACAAGGAUGGUGAUUGGAUGCUUGUCGGUGAUGUUCCGUGGGAGAUGUUUGUGGAAUCCUGCAAGCGCUUGCGCAUUAUGAAAGGAAAAGAAGCCAUUGGACUUGCACCUAGAGCAAUGGAAAAAUGCAAGAACAGAAGCUGAGGAAAUGCAGCAUAUGGCUGGGUUGGGAU
Cuscuta campestris is the source of this 766-nucleotide messenger RNA. Lineage: Eukaryota; Viridiplantae; Streptophyta; Magnoliopsida; Solanales; Convolvulaceae. The record is from the annotation of a GenBank genome assembly.